AUGCGCUCCUUCCAGCAAAUCAUCGUCGCGCUCUUUGCGCUCCUCGUCUGCGCCUUCGCCCAGGACAACGAGCAGUACGAUGCCACCGUCUACGUCACCUCGACUGUCUACCGCAUCAACACCAUUACCAUGUCCGGCGCAUCGCCCACCGCGUCUGUCGCAAACAUGACCUCUACCAUCUCCGCCGCGCAAGCCCCCGCCUACCCCACCAACGGCACUUCCAUCGUCCAGCCUUCUGGCACUGGUGUUCAGCCUAGCCAGAGCCAGUUCACUGGCGCUGCAUCGGCCUUGACUGCUCAGGCGUACGUCGCCGCGCUCGUCGCUGGUGUUGGAUACCUCGUUCUUUGA
Molecule: messenger RNA, 348 nt
Organism: Parastagonospora nodorum SN15
Lineage: Eukaryota; Fungi; Ascomycota; Dothideomycetes; Pleosporales; Phaeosphaeriaceae
Exons: 1
Coding region: 1-348 (115 amino acids)
Source: RefSeq, a predicted model, not a curated record